GCUUCAGCUUCUGUGAAGACUUCUCUCAAAUCGUCCUCCAUCAAGAUGUUUUAUAGUGUGGUAGUAGUUCUGGCAGUGGCUGGCGUUGCUUUGUCGGACCCUGAGGCUGAUGGAGGCUACGGACACGGAGGAGGAAAACACGGCUACGGAGAACCUCUGCCGUACUACUACGGGUACCACGUGAGCGGUGACUACAAGGGACCCCACUUCCAUCAUGAUGAGAAGUCUGACGGAAAGGCUGUUUACGGAUCGUACACCGUCGCUCUCCCCGACGGACGCAAGCAGCAUGUAAAAUAUUCAGCCGACCACUACAAAGGCUUCGUCGCCCACGUCAGCUACAAAGGGAAGGCUCAACACCCAUCCUACUACGGACCUGCCGUCGUUUUCGAUCACAAGGGAGGCUACCACUGAUACACCAUACUUCUCCCACUGAAUUACUUCCUCACGAACCGCCACUAGUGCUUUUGUAAUUAGCUGUCCUUCAUCUACGCCUGGUAAUAACAAGGCUUACUUACCGACAGUAACCUUCCCUUGAAAUGUUUCCCUCGUGUCUUUGUUGGCUCUCUCAUCCUACAGUGUAUUUUGCUUAAGUCUUUGCCUCGCUGACUGGAACCUGUGAUACGAUUUCCUGUUGCAACUUGUGUCAAUAAUCAUCUCAUUCGCUGGCAUUUUUAUUACGUUUUCUAUUUGUGUUCUAUAAUUUGUUAUAAUUCCUUCAAAUACUGUUCCUGUAACUUAGGCAGACACUCUUCACUCCAGCCUAACUGGUGUUUCAUGGAUAUCUCGGGCCUCAAUUCUUUGAUCAUCUCUGGCAUUCACAAUUUUAUUUCCUAAUACACCUUGUGCUCCUAUACACCUAAGAUUACAGUAUUAUGAACUUGCGUCCAACCUAACCAAAGUAAGAUACAAACUAACCACAGUCUACCGAUCGCCUUGAAUAU
Messenger RNA from Macrobrachium nipponense, 941 nucleotides. RefSeq names its product pro-resilin-like. Gene Ontology annotation, cellular component: extracellular matrix. The record is from RefSeq and is a predicted model, not a curated record. The transcript has 4 exons. The coding region runs from base 46 to 411 and encodes 121 amino acids. NCBI's taxonomy places the organism in Eukaryota, Metazoa, Arthropoda, Malacostraca, Decapoda, Palaemonidae.